Platichthys flesus (European flounder) is the source of this 1939-nucleotide messenger RNA. RefSeq names its product myelin basic protein-like. NCBI's taxonomy places the organism in Eukaryota, Metazoa, Chordata, Actinopteri, Pleuronectiformes, Pleuronectidae. Gene Ontology annotation, molecular function: structural constituent of myelin sheath. Bases 16 to 381 code for a protein of 121 amino acids. The record is from RefSeq and is a predicted model, not a curated record. The transcript is spliced from 7 exons.
ACUACCGCUACCACCAUGGCAUCUGCUAGCAGCUCCGCACAGGCCGCCUUCGGGCUGGGCCGCAGGAAGAAGGACCCCAGCCUUUUGGAUCAGAUCGGAAAGUUCUUCGGAGGGGAGAAGAAGAGGAAGAGCAAGGGAUCCUUCCGUGGUGCUCUCUCUCCAGGCCCUCAGAAAGCGUCUGCGACCUCCCCUCGUAAGCGCGGAGCAGAAAACGCUGUGGUCACCUUCUUCCGCACAAUUGUGUCCCCUGCCCCUCCUAAGUCCAGGUGGACAGGACUAGCAGCCAAGAUGGGCAUGGGCAACCAGAAGUCCCAGUCUAAAGCCAAGAAGGCCAGUGCUGGGGACGGAAAGGGCUCCCUCACUAGGAUCUUCAAUAUGUGAUGAUAUCACCAGCAGAGGAAGCAGGAGCGCAUCUCCAGCCAAACGCUGAGGUCCCUCUCCACUCGACAACCCAAACCCCCCCCCCCCCCCCUUCCCACCUUCCAACAGCUCGAGGGCAGACCUUCAAGAACACGGGACUAACGUGGGGGAGAAAAGGAAAAAAGAAAAAAGAGGAAGAAAAGGAGGAAACCUUGUCACCCGCUCACACUCGACCUCCCCUCCGCCUCUGAUAACACUUUAAUGUUUCGCUAAAUCCCUCGCCUCUCCUUGCCUCUCCCUACCCCCCCCCCGCCUCCGCCUUGGCUGGUAGAUAGCGACACAAUCUGUUGCCCCCCCCCCCCCCAUCCCCCCAUCCCUCCCUGCAUGCGUGGUGCUGAGUAGUUGUCAUCAUGAACUGUUUGCUGAAGUUGACCCUGAAGCCGCUCACAUGUGCAGCCUGAAUGACCCCUGCUGACCCCCCCCCCCCCGCCGCGGCUCUCUCCCCCCUUAUACGUGUGCUGCUUGAGUUCCUGUGGACGUCUCACAUAGUUUCUCUACAUUUCAAAUUAAGGUGGCUGAACUGAAGCUCACCCGGAGCAUCUGAAAGUCGAGGCCGGUGCAAGUCCAACUGACUUGACCGUCACUGCCGCUCGUGGACUCGGAUGAAAAGGCCGGGUGGCUUCUGUUUUUAGUGAAGAGUGAUUUUCUGUCUCAUCGCGCUGUCGUUCGUCGAACCCCUCCGACCUCGUGUUUGAUUUUUUUCUAAUAAUUGGUUUAACAGUGUUCACAUUGUUAUGGGAGCCAUUGUGUUAUUUUUCCAUCCUCGUGUCUUUAGCCGUUGCUAAGUGUCCUGUCCUGAAUGUCACGUCAGUCUGUGUUUGUCGUUACGGCCGGCUGCAGGUUUGUUGUGGUGAAGGAUUCACUUCUCAAACUUUCUAAAAUCCAUAUCCUGUAGCAGCCACCGUGAGCAGGAGAUAAUUGAGUCGUUUCUAACGCGUUGUUUUUCUUUUUCAGUCCACGAGAUUAUGAUUCACACUCAUUCUCACUUCCACAUGCAGAACUAAAGAACUUGAAAGGGAACUAUUUUCCAUUUUUAAAACCCUCCCACUCUGAAUCCGAAGCAUGAAGCCAGAUUCAGAGCUUCCAUCUCUGCUUCAGCGUAGUCUUCUCUGUGUUUCGUAAGCGCAGCACAAGUGCCUUUUCCUCCUGACUACCAAAAAACAAUGUGCUGUGUCUGUGGAUAAUGAUAAAGAAAACACAAUUUCAAAAAAGGUGCUCUGUAACUAACUCUGUAUUGACACAUUAUAAGGUGUUUACUUGGGAAUGUUGUCUGACAACACUGUGCCACUCGGGCUGUUCCAAACGUCCCCCCCCACCCCCCUCCCAACGCAGGCCUUUGUGAUGUGUGGCGUCCGCCUCUCCUCCUGUUUGUGUGUGCUUCAGCCUCAUCGAGUGCUGUGUAGUGUUUGUUUCUUUCCCCAAGUGAACGAAUGUAAAGAUCCUCCUCAUUACUGUAUGUGUAAUAAACAUGACCAGCCACUUAACUGAAAAAUAAAUAAAAAGGAUAAAACCAACUCUA